AUGUUUUGUUGUUCAUCUUAAAAAAAAAAAUAAAAUCCAAAAGCUACAUAGGAACUAUUUGAAUCAGGAAAUCCUUAGAAUGGAGCGUAAUGAUUUAUAAUUUGACAUUUAGAGGUUUUUAACAUCAAGAGGUAGCUCCUGAAAUAGAUGAUAGACCAAAAAAGCAUCAUUCAAUGGGAUAUUAAGUAUAAGAUGAAAAUGUAUCAGCAUCUAUUUGUCCUUCUUUUGUAGUAGGAAAAACACCAUUCACUGUUUUCGUGAUGAGGGUUCUUGAAAAAUAAUAGAAAAUGAAAUAAGAAUUGCAGUAGUAAGAGGAGAUGAAAAUUGACUUUUAGGAGGAUCUAAGUGUCAUUGUUAAUUAUCCUUAAAUAUAAGCUGAAGUAAAAAACAAUGAAAAUGAUAAAUCGCAAUUUGAAGAAAUAGCAGAAGAACCAAUUCAAGAAGAGGAUGAUGAAGAUGAUAGAGAAAUGUCAGAAGAAGAAGCUAAAAAUGCAGCUAUUUACAAAUGGGCAAGAGAAGUUCAUGAUUAUAAUGCAGACAAUACAGAAACAUUAAUAUUAUAAGCGGUGUCUAAUUUUAAACCAUUGCAAUCUAAAGAGGAAUCUAGAUCUACCCUGGCCCAUAAAGAUGGAGGAAAAGUAUGCAGAAACAAAAAACUUAUUAGAACAUUAAGAGCUAUAGGCAGAGACAUAAUCAAUUAAAUAGGUAGGCAAAUAUUAUCUGGAAAUUUGAAUCUCACUACAGUUUCAUUUCCUAUCAAAGCUAUGAUUCCUAAAUCUGCUUUGGAGAAAGUAUUGAUGUCUAGUUGUUUAUUUCCACUUUAUAUUAAUAGAGCUACACAAGAAAAGGAUCCAAUUGAAAGAGUAUUAAAUUUAUCUAUUUUUUAUAGUUAAAGCUCAUUAUUUGCGCCACAUUAGGAAACUUUUAUGUUAAUUGUUCUUUCUUAAAACCUCUAAAUCCUAUUCUUGGAGAAACUAUUUCUGGAUUUUAUUAAGACGGUACAAUUGCAUAUGCUGAAUAAAUUUCCCAUCAUCCACCUGUGAGUUAUUUUCUAACAAUUGGACCUAAAAAUAGUUAUAGAUUUUAUGGAUAUUAUAAUUAUGAAGCGAAAGCAGGAUUUAAUUCAUUAUCAUUAAAAAAUAAAGGAAAAAGAUAUUUAUCAUUUCCAGGUGGAGAUCUUAUAGAAUAUAAUUUCGCUGGAGAAGAAUAUAGCGGUAGUUUUUGGGGACCAAUGAAGGUAGAAUGUAAAGGCAAAAUCAAUUUUGUUGAUAAAAAAAAUGAUAUAACUGCUUGUGUAGAAUUAAAUGGUGUUACAUGGAAACCAACUGAUUAUUUAUAAGGAGAAAUCAAAAAGAAAGGAAAAAAAGUAUGCAAAAUUUAUGGCUCAUAUAUGGGUUAUAUUGAAUUUGCAGAAGUUAGAUAUUGGGAUGUUAAUUAUAUUAGACCCUAUGAAUGCAAGAUUUUUAAACCUAAUCCUUUGUUAUAAAGUGAUGCUUCAUUUAGAUAAGGUAUAUACUAUUCAUAUAUCACUAGAUCUAAGAUGUCUGAAAAGAAAUUAAGUCUUAGAAGCCCAAGAAUAAAAAGAUACUUUAGAAAUGGCAUAAAGAUAGGAGGCUAAAUUAAGAAAAUUAAAAAAAUGA
This is a messenger RNA of Paramecium primaurelia, 1640 nucleotides long. The record is from the annotation of a GenBank genome assembly. NCBI's taxonomy places the organism in Eukaryota, Ciliophora, Oligohymenophorea, Peniculida, Parameciidae.